AUGGCGAUCUGUACUUAUAACGCACGUACGCUUGCAUCGGAAGCGGCCAUCGAAGAUCUGAUGAUGCGAGCCAAGAAGAUCAAGGAGGAGGCUCGCCGAGUUUUGACGACUAAGACCAUCCUGGGACUCGCAUUUGAGCCCUCUUUUACGCUGGACGUGGGAGUCACCGGUGGAGGGUACCGUAAUGAAAUGACCUCUCGUAUAAAGGUUCUGCCUGACGGACGAGAGCGGAAGCCGCCAGUUCGAGAGAAAUCCGGACUACCAUACUGGGAUCUCUUCGCUCGCUGGCCGGCUUUUGGGAGAUUCUGCAUGGCACAUCGACGGGAAUGUGCCGGCUUGUCGACACCUUCACGACUGCGCGAAGAGGCUGAGAGUUUUAAACCACCGGAGGCGCCUGGCCGAGCCGCGGGACCAGAACUCACGUCCGGCUCGCAGGCUUUGCCGGAGGCGAUAAGGAAGACCUUAAGAGAAGAGCAGAAGUGCUGGCUGAGCUGCGGGGGGGAAAGCAUCCGCUUGCCCGUCGGACUUCGCCGUCGUAGACGAGGUGACUGCUCCCGGACCCAGGGAACAGCCUUGUCGAGAGGGGGAUGGGGAUUCCACCUCCUGAUUUUGACAGCCAUGUCCUUGCCUCCUCACCUCUGA
Necator americanus (New World hookworm) is the source of this 642-nucleotide messenger RNA. RefSeq lists its product as uncharacterized. The transcript is spliced from 3 exons. The record is from RefSeq and is a predicted model, not a curated record. The coding region runs from base 1 to 642 and encodes 213 amino acids. Lineage: Eukaryota; Metazoa; Nematoda; Chromadorea; Rhabditida; Ancylostomatidae.